Molecule: messenger RNA, 1871 nt
Organism: Beta vulgaris subsp. vulgaris (sugar beet)
Lineage: Eukaryota; Viridiplantae; Streptophyta; Magnoliopsida; Caryophyllales; Amaranthaceae
Product: auxin-responsive protein IAA32
Exons: 4
Coding region: 990-1580 (196 amino acids)
Biological process (GO): regulation of DNA-templated transcription
Cellular component (GO): nucleus
Molecular function (GO): protein binding
Source: RefSeq, a predicted model, not a curated record
UUCCUUCUGGAGCUUUCAUUAUACAGUCACAUAGCACUAAAAAAACUAGCUUUGCUGCGCGCUUAUAACCAUAACGCCGAUCAUCAAUCUUUACUACAAGCUGAUCAUCUAGUAUGACAUUUUAUCCUGUUUAGUUACUUUAGAGAGAGAAUUAAAUGGUAUGAUUUUCAUAAGUAGACUUGUAAGAAAAUUUUGAGUAAUACUAGCUGGUAAAAGCUCCUGAAAUGGGAGGACAAGUGUUCAACUUUAGCACCAACAAAAAUGUCUCCUCACAGUCGAGCAAAAUAAAUUGGGAAAAGCAUUAGAAUUCAGAAUGUUAUGGGCAUAUAUAAUAUCAGUCAGUUACAAGCAAUAAAGUAAGGCCCUCAAAAAUAAUGCAAGUGCAGCUGCAUCUGGUACUGGUAGCCAAGAACAGUUUUAUCUUAGAGGCUUCUCUGUUACCUUUUUAUAUUUAACCUCCAAAAAGAUAAAUUCUGUUGCACCAAUCUUGGGCUGCAAAUCUAGACCAUUUCUGCCAAGAUCAUUUUUCCCCAUCCCUUGUUAUUUCUGGUCUUUAUAUAUUCUGAUUUUUUCAGACGAUGAUGAUAAGUAAAAAAGGCAACACUUCCAAUGUGGGAACAGGGCUUUUAUGUCUACUGGUAGCUAUGAAGCACGGAAACCUUUGGGACCUGAUGUUUCUCCAUUUCCAAAACAUUUCCGCUCCUAAGACCUCAAUCAUUUAUGUGCUAAUGAAGUCCGAAAAUGGUUAUAACUUGAGGGUUUUCCAAAUUCUGAAACGUCUCCAUUUUUGAAACCUCAGCGGUUCCUAGUGCAUGGCUUGGUAGGUUCCCACAUUACACCUAUCCCAUCAUUCAUAACUCCACAAUAUAUGUUCUGCUUCCAAAUAUAUAUAUAUAUAUAUAUAUACACACUUCUCUGUUUCGUCAAAAUACAGAACUACACCAAUUAGCUAAGACUUGAGUGCUGGUAGAAGACGCCAAAGAGUAGGCAUGGAAUCGAACAUGGCAGGUUUCGUUCUGAAUGCUUCAGCUCUCGAGUCGAUGUAUAAUCAGGCGAAGGACGAUGGUUUUAUUGAUCUUGGACUCAGCUUGAAAACACUUCACACCCAGAGUUGUUAUCCAAUUGAUCAAAGUAGCCAGAGUUUACAUGUUAAUCAAACAAUAGUAUCUGAUGGUUACAACGAGCCGGUGGACUGGACAUACCUCCGCUCGGUGCACCUGAAAAGUCCUAAAUGCUCGGGGACGAACCAAGAAGAUUGUGCUGGUGAAGACUUGGAAGGAGUCCAGAGCAAAGAACGAUGGGGUUAUGUGAAGGUUAACAUGGAAGGGAUCGUCGUAGGCAGGAAAAUCAGCUUGGCCGAUCAUGUUGGUUACCCUAGCCUUGCCCUUCAACUGGAAGACAUGUUUGGUGGGUUAACAGCAUAUGGCUUACGCUUGUUCCAAUGUCGGUCGGAGUUUGUUCUGGUUUACAAAGACAGAGAGGAAAAGUGGUGGUCUGCUGGCGAUGUUCCAUGGAAGGAGUUUGUAGAUUGUGCAAAGAGGUUAAGGAUUGUGCGAAAGAAGAAAGUUUCGAUAUCCUGAUUCCUGAGAACUUUGCCUAAGUAACUCUGUUGAGCCUGACUGAAAUUAAACAUCAACAUUUAGAAAUUCUGAGACAGGAUUUAGUUACACUACAUCUUUUGUUAUGAUGAAUUAAAGUAAUCGAGUCCUUAUUUUGUCUAGGCUUUUAAGACCGCAUACAUCUGAGCUUUAUUAUUGCAGUAAAAAACUUAUAUGGACUUGGUCCAUACUAAAUUAGUGUGGAUCUAAUGCUAAUUCAUGUGAUUUAUGAGAAAAAAAGUUAUUAUACAAAAAAAAUAUAUAUAAAAGAUG